Messenger RNA from Magallana angulata, 3503 nucleotides. RefSeq names its product putative nuclease HARBI1. The record is from RefSeq and is a predicted model, not a curated record. Bases 175 to 732 code for a protein of 185 amino acids. NCBI's taxonomy places the organism in Eukaryota, Metazoa, Mollusca, Bivalvia, Ostreida, Ostreidae. The transcript is spliced from 2 exons.
GCCAGUUUUACUAAAGGUCGUAACUCAAAACGUAGACGUAAACGUAGACGUAGACGUAACUUAGGCUGAUUUUGCGUUUUACUAAAGGUCGUAUCUUACGUUUUGGCGUAGAUUUACGUCAAAAUCUACGGGUGACGUGCAGCAGACGUAGGAACGUACGUAGCGUAAUAAAAAAUGGCGACGUACCUACUGUUGCAACGCGCACUUAGAAGAGAAAGGGUUUUCCGCGAUAGGAGUCAGCCGCUAGACUCUCUGGAUGACGUGGAUUUGAUCUCACGGUAUAGAUUUCCGAGGAGAGUUCUUUUAGAACUUAUUGAUGCUGUUGAUGCCACAUGUAGACCGGCAACGAAUAGAUCCUACUCUAUUCCCACACAACUGCAGGUGUUGUGCACCUUGCGCUUUAUGGCGAAAGCGGACUUUUUUUCGGAAGUGGGAGAUAUCCACGGUAUAUCCAAGUCUUCAGUCUGCGUGUUUUUACCAAGAGUGUGCCGAGCACUGAAUGCGUUUCUACACAUAGACUUCCCAACAGAUGCCCAAACUCUUUUGAAAAUGAAGGAAGAAUUUUAUGCCAUUGCACAUUUUCCUAAUGUUGUGGGUGCCAUAGAUGGCACGCUUAUUCCUAUUCGGGGCAUGAACGGGGAGGAUGAGCCUGUUUAUGUCUGUCGCAAGAACUUCCAUGCCUUGAAUGUUCAAGGAGUUGUAGAUGCGAACAUGAGGUACAUACUGGCUUAAUGCAGUUUCAGUAUGACAUAAUAGUCUUUUCUUGAAAUUGGAGCAUGUUUAUAAUAACAAGAGGCCCAUGGGCCACAUCGCUCACCUGAGGAACAAUAGGUAUGAUAAAAUCAGCUCAAUGGAGUCAUAAUACAAACUAUCUGGACAAUAUACAAUAAUUCAUGUAAAUCCUGUAUAAAUAAAAUCCAUUUUCCCCUGGAUAUUCUUAUGUUUAUAAUCAUUAGUCCCUUUUCUAACAGGAUGAUUUUAUAGUCAUAUCAUGUGUUGAGUAUUGCAGUUCUCAAAAAGAUCCCUAACAAUAGUUUAUAUAUGGGAUAUAAACGUACAGUAAACUCUCAACCUUCUCGUGAGGCCAAAGAAUUGUCCUGGGGCCAAAGUCUUAACAAUUAUAAAGAAUCAUCUGGCUGAUUAGUUUCUGAGAAGAUUUUUAAAGAUUUACCCUAUAAAUUCCUUUGUUAAACUUUGACCCCCCCCCCCCCAUUGUGGCCCCACCCUACCCCUGGGGAUCAUUAUUUUCACAACUUUGAAUCUACACUACCUGAGGAUGCUUUCACACAAGUUCCAGCUUUCCUGGCUGAUUAGUUUCUGAGAAGAAGAUUUUUAAAGAUGACUCUGUUUAUUCCUAUGUAAAACAUUGACCUCUCAUUGUGGCCCAAACCUACCCCCGGGGGUCAUGCUUUUCACAAAUUUGAAUCUACACUAACUGAGGAUGCUUCCACACAAGUUUUAGCUUUCCUGGCCAAUUAGUUUCUGAGAAGAAGAUUUUUAAAGAUUUACUGUAUAUAAUCAUAUGUUUAACUUCAAUCCCCCAUUGUGGCCCCAACCUACCCCCAGGGGUCAUGAUUUUCACAACUUUGAAUCUUCACUACCUGAGGAUGCUUCCACACAAGUUCCAGCUUUGCCUUCGAAUUAGUUAUUGAGAAGAAGAUUUUUAAAGAUUUACUGUAUAUAUUCCUAUGUUAAACUUCGAUCCCCAUUGUGGCCCAACCCUACCCCCGGGGGUCAUGAUUUUUACAACCUUUAAUUUACACUACCUGAGGAUGCAUCCACACAAGUGUCAGCUUUCCUGGCUGAUUAGUUUCUGAGAAGAAGAUUUUUAAAGAUUAACUGUGUAUAUUCCUAUGUAAAACGUCGAUCUCCCAUUGUGGCCCAAACCUACCCCCGGGGUUCAUGAUUUUCACAAAUUUGAAUCUUCACUAACUGAGGAUGCUUCCACACAAGUGUCAGCUUUCCUGGCCGAUUAGUUUCUGAGAAGAAGAUUUUUAAAGAUUUACUUUUUAUAUUCAUAUGUUAAACUUCGACCCUCCAUUGUGGCCCCACCAUAUCCCCAGGGGUCAUGAUUUUCACAUCUUUGAAUCUACACUACCCGAGGAUGCUUCCACACAAGUUUCAGCUUUCCUGGCCGAUUAGUUUCUGAGAAGAGGAUUUCUAAAGAUUUACUCUAUAUAUUCAUUUGUUAAACUUCGACCCCCCAUUGUGGCCCCAUUCUCAGAUGAGCUAAAAAGGUUAAGUUUACAAUUCAAUAAGUUGGUUUCUGGAAGAACAGAUUUUGAAAAUUUUCGUAAUAAAUAUUGACAAUUUUUUUACUUUUUAAAGCGCUAAGCAUAGCUCAGCCCUUUAUUGUCGUUAGACUUCAACUUCCGGUGCAUCGAAUAACCGCCCCCUCUAAGCAAAAGUAUACAUCAUUUAAACUGGUUAGGGAACCAGUUUCAGGGGUUUAUGCACAUAACUGCACGGGCUAUUGUGAAUCUAAUUUACGGGUUAUUGUGAAAUUAAUGUACGGGGCUUACAUACAUCAUUGCAGGGACUGUCAUGCAGUGAUGAGGAAAUAUAGUGCGUAUACAGAAGCUGAAAUGCUAUAUACAUAUAUCUGUUAUAUACAUACAGAAGCUUGGUUAGCGCUUUUCAGUACUAUCAGUACUUUGAUUUGAUCUUUAGCUUUUAAGAUCUGUGUACAAACAUAGAAUUGUUAGCAAAUCUCUGUAUCUUGCUUAUAAUUCGAAGCAAACACUCAAAAAUGGUUAGUAAAUAGAAAUUGUUAACAAUUAAACACAAGAAACAUGCACUACAUGUAUAACAAAUAAAGAGCACAAUUUAUUUUUUCGAAAUGAAUUAUAUAUAUACAUGUAUAUACCUACAUAUUUCCGUGAGCGAUAUCAAACUCUAUUUAAACUGAAUAAACUAGAGAAAAUGCCGAGCAUCUCAACAAAAACCUAUUGCAUUAAUCUACCAUUACGCAAAAAAUAAUGCCGAAUUACCGAUAGAAUGAAUUGUAUUUCAGUACUCCUACAUCAGAUUUUGCUUAAUUUGCGCAGGUAAACAGUUAACGUAACUGUUUGAUUUACCGAAGUCUCUGUUUGAUUUGAUACGUAAAAAUCACGAAAUACAGACGACAGUUUCCAGGUUACAAAGCAUAAAUAAUGAAAACGAAACGAAAAUCAGAACAAGCUAACAUCAACGUCAUGUGUGAAAACUGCCAACGCAUUGAAAUAUUUAGCCUCAAUUUACUUCACAAAAUCGGCACCAAUAUAUUUUUCAUGUUUCAAAAAUUUCCCUUCAUACGCGAACUGUUGCACAACAAGCAAAUUCAUCAUAGUCAGAUCGACCCUUUUUCGUAUAAUGUCAUGGCUGCUUUAAACAAAGAACCUCGUUUUAGAAGUAUGGAAUACGAGUCUUGGUAAAAUGGGUAAGCAAAACCGGGCCGUGGUAAAAUAAAAGCCGGGGCAGAUCGGCAAUCGUCAAUUCCAAAUACGCAUUAUUUUGCAGCAAUA